AUGGGGAGCAUUCUCGCCAGUGUCAACAGAUAUCUAAAGGACCACGACUACGGAACAAACAUCAUGACCAGUGAUACGUUUAAGCACACCCGUGAUGUGGUUGCGACUAAAAGGAAAAUAUCCAAAUCCCACGGAAAAGGCAACAAGAAAAAUCGUGCAGAUCCAUUCACUGGUGAAGAGAUUGCAAUUUUGAAGCAAAAGGGGUUUCUUGGCAAUGAAACGCCUGAAGCUUUGUCUAACACUAUCUGGCUGAACAACAUUCUUCACUUUGGUUUACGUGGAAGACAGGAGCAUCAAACAAUGUUGUGGGGAGAUGUAGAGCUACUUACAACUGCAUCAGGGAGAGAAUACUUAGCUUUUACAGAGAGACUGACUAAAACAAGAAACGGCAUCGCUAGUGACCCAAGGGAUUUUGUGCCCAAAAUGUUCGCACAACCAGGAGACAAGGACUGUCCAGUAGAAAUGUACAAACGAUAUGCAGAAAAGCGCCCAGACAAGAUGAAGACCCCUGACUCUAGGUUUUAUGUUGGGUUGAAUCCUAACUACAAGCCAGGAAGUGACAUAAGCUGGUUCAUGAAUUCGGCGAUGGGCAAAAAACAAGUUAGGAACAAUUGCAAAAGUCAUGUCAGAGAAAAGCCAAACUGCCUGGUAGACAUACUAACCACAGUGGGAGGAAAACAACUGUUACAGAGCAACUAA
Molecule: messenger RNA, 699 nt
Organism: Ruditapes philippinarum (Manila clam)
Lineage: Eukaryota; Metazoa; Mollusca; Bivalvia; Venerida; Veneridae
Exons: 3
Coding region: 1-699 (232 amino acids)
Source: RefSeq, a predicted model, not a curated record